Schistosoma intercalatum is the source of this 8681-nucleotide messenger RNA. Lineage: Eukaryota; Metazoa; Platyhelminthes; Trematoda; Strigeidida; Schistosomatidae. The record is from the annotation of a GenBank genome assembly.
GAAUAGAAUACCAUAGAUUUAUUGUCUAUAAGUAAUAUACAUUUUAAUAAUCAAGGAAGCUUAAAUAUCAUUCGAGACCAUAGAUACAACACUAUAUUUAACCAAUGUUCACAUUGUUGUUAUUGAAUCAAUAUACACAAUGCAAAUUAUGAGGUAUUUACAUGGACCUUAUGGUAUGUAACAAAAAUGAAACACAACUCAUAUCCAAAUAAUUUGUAUAGUUGUUGUGCAUGUAUCCUAAUGAAUACAUUUAACCUAACUAAUUUAUUACUGCUAGUUUCAAUCAGCUACAAGGCUGAUGGGAAAAUAAGUGGGCGGUUAAUUAAUAACAAAAGUAAACCUUUAUAUACCAUAUAUAACCUGCCUUUCGUCCUGCUUUUCCUUGAAUUCAUAUAUUAGCACCUAUUAUUUUGUUUAAAUAUAUGGACGUUACCUAAAAAUAUAUGAACUAGCUAUAUUUCCCUACUAAACAUUAUUGAUUUAUUAUAAGGUGCAUCUUAUUUUUGAUUGGUUGAUUCAAAUCAAUAAUGGUCUGUGCUGAAUUCUAACCAAUAGGAUUUAUGCUAUAAUUCCCAUCUAUAUAUAUAAUAAUAAUAAUACAAUUGCCUGAAUUAUACUCUGACAUAUUAUUGUCGUUUCAUCAUAUUUAUUCGUACUUUGUUAACAAUAAUAAACUACCGCUUUUUAUUUUCGUCAUAUCUAUAUUAUUCAAGAGGAAAUUUAUACAUAAUUCAUUGAAUAUAUACAAAUAAUAUACAGUGAUUAAAUAAUGGAUCCAUCAGAUCCAGAUUUCAAAUAUUUGGGUGUAGAUCGAAAAGCUUUAUUAAAAGAAUUGGCUAAUUUUGAUAGCAAAAAUGUGAUAUGGGUUGAAGAUGAAAAAGAAGGUUAUAUAUUAGCUGAUAUUAAAGAUACAACUGGUGAUACAAUUACAGUAGCACUUAAAGAUGGAAGCGAAAAGAAAGUUAAAAAAGAUGAUGCACAACAAGUUAAUCCACCGAAAUUCUUUUUAAUUGAAGAUAUGGCUAAUUUGACACAUUUAAAUGAUGCUUCUGUUUUGGAGAAUUUACGUGCACGUUAUUAUAGACAAUUGAUCUAUACUUAUUCAGGAUUAUUUUGUGUAGCAGUUAAUCCUUAUAAACGUUUUCCAAUUUAUACGGAACAAGUUGCAUUAAAAUAUAAAGGAAAAAGACGUGGUGAAAUGCCACCACAUAUUUUUUCAAUUUCUGAUAAUGCUUAUCAUAAUAUGUUACAAGAUCGUGAAAAUCAAUCCAUUCUGAUUACAGGUGAAAGUGGUGCCGGAAAAACAGAAAAUACAAAGAAAGUUAUUUCAUAUUUUGCUGUUGUUGCAGCAGCUUCAAAGAAAGAGGAUGAUGAUGCUAGUAAAAAGGGAACACUUGAAGAUCAAAUUGUUCAAGCUAAUCCAGUUCUAGAAGCAUAUGGUAAUGCAAAGACUACAAGAAAUAAUAAUUCAUCUAGAUUUGGAAAAUUCAUUCGUAUUCACUUUGGUACAACUGGUAAAAUCGCUGGAGCUGAUAUUGAACAUUAUUUGCUUGAGAAAUCUCGUGUAGUUUCACAAAUGAAAGGAGAACGUAAUUAUCAUAUUUUCUAUCAAUUAUUAUCAACUUAUGGUUCAAAAUAUCACGACAAAUUAUUAGUUCAAACUGAUCCUGCUUUAUACAGUUUCAUUAAUCAAGGAGAGUUAACUAUUGAUGGUGUAGAUGAUAGUGAAGAAAUGAAAUUGUGCGAUGAAGCUUUUGACGUUCUUGGAUUUAAUGAUGAUGAAAAAUUAUCAUUAUUCAAAUGUACUACAUCAAUUUGUAAUAUGGGUGAAAUGAAAUUUAAGCAAAGACCAAGAGAAGAACAAGCUGAAGCUGAUGGAACUGCUGAAGCAGAAAAAGUUGCAUUUCUUUUAGGUGUUAAUGCAAAAGAUCUAUUAACUUCAUUUUUAAAACCAAAAGUUAAAGUUGGUACAGAAUUUGUAACUAAAGGUCAAAAUUUAAAUCAAGUUACAUAUGCAGUCAGCGCUUUAGCUAAAUCUCUGUAUAAUCGUAUGUUUGGUUGGUUAGUAGCUCGUGUCAAUAAAACUUUGGAUACAAAAGUUAAACGUCAAUUUUUCAUUGGUGUACUGGAUAUUGCAGGUUUUGAGAUUUUCACUGAAAAUGGUUUUGAACAAAUCUGUAUUAAUUACACGAAUGAACGUCUACAACAAUUCUUCAACCAUCAUAUGUUUGUCUUAGAACAAGAAGAAUAUAAACGUGAAAAGAUUCAAUGGACAUUUAUUGAUUUCGGUAUGGAUUUGCAAGCUUGUAUAGAUUUAAUUGAAAAGCCUAUGGGUAUCUUGUCCAUUCUAGAAGAAGAAUGCAUCGUUCCCAAAGCUUCGGAUCAAACAUUCUUGUCGAAAUUAUAUGAUAAUCAUUUAGGUAAAAGCCCUAAUUUCACAAAACCGAAGCCGCCGAAGCCAGGACAUGUAGAAGCUCAUUUCGAAUUGCACCAUUAUGCUGGAUCUGUUCCAUACACAAUAACUGGAUGGUUAGAAAAGAAUAAGGAUCCACUUAAUGACAGUGUAGUUGCAUUAUUAGGUGGUAGUAAAGAUCCUUUAGUAUCCAAUCUAUUUACUCCAGUUGUCGGUGAACCUGGUAAAAAGACGAAAGGUGGCUCUUUCUUGACAGUGACCUACAUGCACAGGGAAUCACUGAAUAAACUAAUGAAAAAUUUACAAAGUACCAGUCCUUCAUUUAUUCGUUGUAUUGUACCGAAUGAAUUUAAACAACCAGGUGUAAUUGAUGCUCAUUUGGUUUUGCAUCAGUUACAUUGUAAUGGUGUACUUGAAGGAAUUCGUAUUUGUCGUAAAGGUUUUCCAAAUCGUAUGAUUUAUUCUGAAUUCAAACAACGUUACUCAAUUUUGGCACCAAAUGUUAUACCUGAUGGAUUUGUUGAUGGUCGUCAAGUUACAGAGAAAUUAUUAGAAGCAACACAAUUAGAUAAAAAUUUAUAUCAAUGCGGUAAUACCAAAGUAUUUUUCAAAGCUGGUACAUUAGCUCAUUUAGAAGAUUUACGUGAUGAUAAAUUAAAUGGUAUAAUUAGUUUAUUCCAAGCAGAAAUUCGUGGUUAUUUAAUGAGAAAACAAUAUAAAAAAUUACAAGAUCAACGUGUUGCCCUAACAUUAAUGCAACGUAAUAUACGUAAAUAUUUAGUAUUACGUAAUUGGCCAUGGUGGAGAUUAUAUACCAAAGUGAAACCAAUGUUAAAUAUAGCACGUCAAGAAGAAGAAAUGAAAAAAGCCGCCGAAGAAUUAGCUAAAUUAAAAGAAGAAUUUGAAAAAUUAGAAAAAUUAAAAAAAGAAUUAGAAGAACAAAAUGUCACUGUAUUACAACAAAAAAAUGAUUUAUUUUUACAAUUACAAACUGAACAAGAUAGUUUAGCGGAUGCUGAAGAGAAAAUUUCAAAACUUGUAUUACAACGUGGUGAUAUGGAACAACGUAUUAAAGAAUUAGAAGAACGUUUAGCUGAUGAAGAAGAUCAAGCAGCAAAUUUAAAUGAAGUUAAAAAGAAAAUGUCUAGUGAAAUUGAAGAAUUAAAAAAAGAUGUAGAAGAUUUAGAAUCAUCAUUACAAAAAGCUGAACAAGAAAAACAAACAAAAGAUAAUCAAAUACGUACAUUACAAGCUGAAAUGGCACAACAAGAUGAAACUAUUGGAAAAUUAAAUAAAGAUAAAAAGAAUUUAGAAGAACAAAAUAAACGUACACAAGAAGCAUUACAAGCUGAAGAGGAUAAAGUGAAUCAUUUAAAUAAAUUAAAAGCAAAAUUAGAAUCAACAUUAGAUGAAAUGGAAGAAAAUCUAGCUCGUGAACAAAAGAUUCGUGGUGAUGUCGAAAAAUCCAAACGUAAAUUAGAAGGUGAUUUAAAAGCUACACAAGAAACUGUUGAUGAUUUGGAACGUGUAAAACGUGAUUUAGAAGAGCAAUUACGACGUAAAGAAGCUGAAAUUGGUGGUUUAAGUGGGAAAUUUGAAGAUGAACAAGGUUUAGUUGCACAAUUACAAAGAAAAAUUAAAGAACUUCAAACACGUAUACAAGAAUUAGAAGAAGAUUUAGAAGCGGAACGUGCAGCUCGUUCAAAAGCUGAGAAAAGUCGACAACAGCUUGAAAGUGAAUUAGAAGAGGUUGUAGAUCGUUUAGAAGAACAAGAUGGUGCUACAGCAGCACAAAGUGACUUAACUAAAAAACGUGAAGCAGAAUUAAUGAAAUUAAAACGUGAUUUAGAAGAUACACGUUUACAAAAUGAACAAGCAAUAGCUACAAUGCGUAAAAAACAAAGUGAUGCUGUCAAUGAAUUAGCUGAUCAAUUAGAUCAAGCCAAUAAAGCUAAAGCAAAGGCUGAAAAAGAACGAAGUCAAUUCAAAGCCGAAUUAGAUGAUGCACAUAAUCAGGUGGAUAGUAUUAUGAAAGCUAAAUUGAAUUCUGAGAAAACAGUGAAGGCUCUAGAAUCUCAGUUACAAGAAGUUUCAGUGAAAUUAGAUGAAGCUACAAGAAAUUUGAAUGAGCAAGCUUCGACUAAAGCACGCAGCAGUCAAGAAGUUUCUGAAUUACAACGACAAUUAGAAGAAGCUGAGUCACAAUUAAGCCAAUUGAACAAAAUUAAACAACAACUAAGUGCACAACUUGAAGAAGCACGUCAUAGUUUGGAAGAUGAAAGUCGAAUGAAAGCUAAACUAAACGGUGAAGUACGUAAUUUAACUAGUGACUUAGAUUCAUUACGUGAAACAUUAGAAGAAGAACAAUCAGCUAAAGGUGAUUUACAACGUCAAUUACAAAAAUUACAAGGUGAAUUACAACAAUUACGUUCACGUGGUGGCGGUGGUGGAGAUGUACGUUCUGAAGAAGUUGAAGAAUUAAAACGUAAAAUGAAUGCUAAAAUACAAGAAUUAGAAUCAGAAGCUGAAUCAGCCAAAUCAAAAUGUGGACAAUUAGAAAAAACGAAAGCACGUUUACAAGGUGAAUUAGAAGAUUUAAUGGUUGAUGUUGAACGUGCUAAUGGUUUAGCUAGUCAAUUAGAACGUAAACAAAAUAAUUUCAAUCGUACAUUAGCUGAAUGGCAAAAGAAAUAUGCUGAUUCUCAAGCUGAAUUAGAAAAUGCUCAACGUGAUGCACGGGGUCAAUCAACCGAAAUCUUCCGAUUAAAAGCUCAAUUAGAAGAAGUACAUGAGCAAAUGGAAGGACUUCGUAGAGAAAAUAAGAAUUUGAGUGAUGAAAUUCAUGAUUUAACUGAACAGUUGGGUGAAGGUGGACGUUCAGUACAUGAAAUUGAUAAAAAUAGACGACGACUUGAAAUGGAAAAGGAGGAACUACAAGCUGCAUUAGAAGAAGCUGAAAGUGCAUUGGAACAAGAAGAAGCUAAGGUUCAACGUGCUCAACUUGAAAUGAGUCAAAUUCGUCAAGAAAUUGAUCGACGAUUAGCUGAAAAAGAAGAAGAAUUUGAAGCUACACGUAAAAAUCAUCAACGAGCUAUGGAAUCACAACAAGCUAGUUUAGAAGCUGAAGCAAAGGGUAAAGCAGAAGCUAUGCGUGUAAAAAAGAAACUUGAACAAGAUAUUAAUGAAUUAGAAGUUAGUUUAGAUGGUGCAAAUCGUGCUAGAGCUGAACAAGAGAAAAAUGUGAAAAAGUUCCAACAACAAGUACGUGAAUUACAAUCACAAUUAGAAGAUGAUCAACGUCAACGUGAUGAUUUACGUGAACAAUUUCAAGCUGCUGAACGUCGUGCAACUGUAUUAGCUGGUGAAUUAGAUGAAUUACGUAUAGCAUUAGAUCAAGCUGAACGUAGUCGUAAAAUAGCUGAAGCUGAACGUGCUGAAGCAUCAGAUCGAGCGACAGAAAUGUCUACACAAACCGCGUCAUUAGCUGCACAAAAACGUAAACUUGAAGCUGAUUUAGCUGCUAUGCAAGCCGAUUUAGAAGAAGCUGCCAAUGAAGCUAAACAAGCUGAUGAACGAGCUAAAAAAGCUAUGGCUGAUAGCGCACGUGUAUUUGAAGAAAUUCGUCAAGAACAAGAACAUACACAACAUGUUGAAAAAGCUAGAAAACAACUUGAAAUACAAGUAAAAGAACUAAUGGCUCGUUUAGAAGACAGUGAAUCAGGUGCUAUGAAAAAUGGUCGUAAGGCAAUGGGUAAAUUAGAACAACGUGUACGUGAAUUAGAAACAGAAUUGGAAGCAGAACAACGUAGACAUGGUGAAACUCAAAAGAAUUUAAGAAAAGUUGAUCGACGAAUGAAAGAAAUUAGUUUACAAGCUGAAGAAGACAAAAAGAGUCAUGAUCGUAUGCAAGAAUUAGUUGAGAAACUUCAAGGUAAAAUUAAGACAUACAAACGACAAGUUGAAGAAGCUGAAGAGAUUGCUGCUAUCAAUUUAGCUAAAUAUCGUAAAAUACAACAUGAAAUCGAAGAUGCUGAAGAACGUGCUGAUCAAGCAGAACAAGCAUUACAAAAACUUCGAGCUAAAAAUAGAUCAUCAGUAUCAACAGCACGUGGUGUAAGCGCUGCACCAGCUGGUGGACCUGGACAUGCAAUGGACACUCUCAAGGUCACUUCAGCGUCGCUCAAAGGUCGUUCAUAAAUUCUAGUAUCAUCAGUAAUUCUCCAUACAAACUUCUUAAAUUCAUUCACUCGAUAUCUUCCCAUUAUUGAUUAGGACUGUAAUUGAUCAGUUUAUUGUUGGCACAUAUGCAUCCUAUGCAGAUCGCCUUGGUAUUGCCUUAAGUCCCAAGUUUCAUAAGCAAAGAUGGAUAGUUGCUAGCAGUCGAAUCGAAGACUCGUAUUUCGUCCCAUAUGUGACUCGUCAACUGGAUGUACCUGCAUCUUAGAGUUAAUGUUCACUCCGGGGCUUAAACCCAAUACUGUUCACUUCAAACGCCAUCGUAUUAUCCACUUAGCUACUGAGUUCUUUUCUUCAUAUUUUCAUUUAUCUAAUUAGUUUUAAUAACUAUUAUGAAUAGUAUUCCAUGGAUUUUUCUUUUAUUAUGUUUUUUUCUUUAAAUAUUUCUUAAUAGAAUCGUGCUCGUAAACCAACAGCCAGCUUAGCACCAGAAGAAGAGUAAAUCACAUAAAUUAACAAUUGAAUUGCUAUUGACCAGUAAUGAACUGUAUUCUAAGAAGAAUAACAUCAUUGCAAAUGCUUUCUAUCAAACUGUUCAUUAUUAUUUUACAUUUUUGCAAUACCCUCUAAACCCCAGUUCGUUUACUUUUUCAGCUUCAUAUUUAGUUUUAGAUCAAUUGUAUUCAGUACAUACUUAUUUUUUGUGCAUUUCACUCUUUCUAUAUAUCUGUAUUAGUAUAUAUGUAUGUAUGUAUGUGUGUGGGCUUAUAGUGAACAUCAACUAAAGAAUACUAACAUAACAUUAAUAAUAAUAAUGUGUGUUAAGACUGUUUGAAAGGUGAAUCAAUUACAUAUAUAGAAUAUAGUAAUAGAUACACAUACACAAUCAUGUAUACCUACCUUUCCCUUGGCUAUACACCUAUUGUCUUACCUACCUACCUACCUACCUUCCUUCCUACACCUAAGUUCACCUAUACACCUACUUUGUGUCACCUUCAACAUUUGAGAUCAUUGUUGAAGGUUGUUUUGAACAUUGUUCAGCGGUAGUGUGUUUUUUUAUUUAAAAAAAACACAUCAGUUUCAGAUGAGCUCCUUUACCCUUUGCAAUAAAAAUAACAACAUCAUUCAAUUGUGUUUAGGCUCAUCGAAAAUUCACUUUUUGUUGGUUUUUCGUUGGUUUCGUACAAACAUACAUAUACACACCAAUUUUUAUUUGUAGUUUUGUGUUAUUAAUUGUUUGCUCAUAUAUAUAAAUAAAUAAAUAAAUAAGUAAAUAUAUAUAUAUGUAAACAAGAGACAACAAAUCGUCAUUGGUUCCUAUCAUUUUGGCUCUAGUCUAUGGAAAUAAACAACUAUAAUGCACAGAAUCUACCAAGUUCCAUACAAACACACACACACACACAAACAUAUAUAUAUAUAUAUAUAUAUAUAUGAACAUUUAUCUAUAAGCACUUACAUUCACAUUGAACAUGAUACUGAGUCUCGCUAAAAAGAAAAGAAAAGGAAACCAAAUCAUCAUAUAUACCAUCUCUUUAUUUGUCUAUCUAGACCGUCUUAUCAAUAAUUAUGCACCAUAUGGGUUAAGUAUCGAUUUGAAAAAUUAAAAAAAAAUAUAUCUAUGAUCUAUAAUUGCUAACUGGUCUUAAUACAUUUAUUACAAUAAUUAGUGACAUACAUAUACAGGUACCGUUUUCUUUUACUUUUCCUUGUUUUGUCUUCUAUUUCAAAUCUCUUUGCAUUUUUUUUAAAAAAAAUCUCUGUACUUUUCUUUACAUAAUGAAUAAUAUAAAAAUGAUUGUAUUGUAAGUGGAAGGACUACUAUCUUGGUCUCCAUUUCUUACACACACACACACACGCACACACUCUAUGUCUCUAUGUAUUCAUUAAAAGUAAUAUUGUUUAUUCACUGCAAUGUUUCUCAUCUUACCUAUCAUUAUUAUCAUUAUUCUUAAUAAUAAUAAUAAUAAUUUAUUAUUAUUACCUAGUUUACAAGUCUACUUACAUUGGAAUACAAAAAAGUAAUUUCAUCUCCCUUGAGAAUGCUAAUCAUUGAAAUGAGUAAUAAAUUCACUUACUCUAUAUGUUUAUUGAA